Messenger RNA from Pleurotus ostreatus (oyster mushroom), 441 nucleotides. RefSeq lists its product as uncharacterized. The coding region runs from base 1 to 441 and encodes 146 amino acids. NCBI's taxonomy places the organism in Eukaryota, Fungi, Basidiomycota, Agaricomycetes, Agaricales, Pleurotaceae. The transcript has 5 exons. The record is from RefSeq and is a predicted model, not a curated record.
AUGGCUAUUACUACUGACUCCGAAAUCUCUCGCCUUGCUGAGAUGGUCGCUAGCCUUGCAGUGCAGGUGGCAGCACUAACACCUCCGGCGAACAAUGCUGGCGCUGGUGCCAAUCCCUCUCCUCCGGCUCCGGCGCCAACUCCCGCUCCUGUGGCUGUUGCAGCCAACUCUGCGCCUCCAAUUGUCCCUGGCGACGGACCCACCAUGGGAUUGCCAGGCUCCUCCGAAGACCAGGAAGCAGAGGCCUCGACUUGUUCGCACCGGCGCUGGUACGUUGUUAUAGUUGGCCUCCAAGUGGGUGUUUUCCGCGGCUGGACAAACGCCGCCCCCCUUGUGCUUGGUGUUGCAGGCUCGAUCUACAACAAGGAGCCUACCCGUGGGGCCGCCAUUGUGGCUUUCAAUGCCGCCGCUGCGACUGGCCAGGUCUGCCUCAUUGACUAA